AUGCUCCGAAGUCCUCAGCAUCUCGUCUUGCAGCUGUCCGUCGCACCCAGUCGACGCACAUUGACCACUGCCGCUGCAUCGUACAACUCCGAAAAGUCUCCACCUCCACCGCCGCCGCCGCCGUCUUCGCGCUCCUCUCAUAGUCACGCGCAGUCGCACGCGUCCGCCACUUCGUCGAGCGCGCCAGCAACUCCUGCUGCUGCUGCAACUGUCCGUGUCUUCCGCCUCACCUCCGAACCCAACGUUGCGGCACGCAACAACCGCCGGUCCGCCAUGGCCAGCCAGCCCCAGACACAGCCGCGCGCGCGGUCCGAGGAGCGGCCUGCAUCGGAGGCCGAUGGCGACCACGCCGAGGCCGCGCGGCAGACGCGCACAACGUCCCGGUUCACUUCCUACUUUCCUCUCGGCUACCGGGAUGCUGUGCACCAAUGGUGGCACAGUGUCUCGGCAUCCGGCGCCGAACGCGGUGUGCUGGCCUAUGUCCCAUUUAUCCGCGAGGCCAAGCUCGGCUCGCAACCCGACCUCAGCAUGACCGCCCAGCAGCAACAGGCCGGCGGGGGCGCUCUCUCGGCCAUCAAUAGCGCCAACAGCAAGGACCCGUACGGCCCCCGUCUCUGGCGGUCACAAAUGGUGCCGCUGUCCGGAAAGAACCGUGCGCUCAACGAGUACUCCAUCGAGCGCGUCGGCGAGAAGCACGAGGAGACUCUGGUGAUGCUGCACGGCUACGGCGCUGGCCUCGGGUUCUUCUACCGCAACUUUGAGCCCUUGAGCCGGCGGCAGGGCUGGAAGCUGUACGCGCUCGAUAUGCUGGGGAUGGGCAACUCGUCGCGCCCGCCAUUCAAGGUGCGCGCCAAGGACCCGCAGGCCAAGAUCACCGAGGCAGAGAGCUGGUUCAUCGACUCGCUCGAGGAGUGGCGCAAGAUCCGCAAGAUUGAGCGUUUCACACUCAUGGGCCACUCGAUGGGCGGCUACCUGGCCGUCUCCUACGCGCUCAAGUACCCCGGCCACCUCAACAAGCUGAUCCUCGCGUCUCCCGUCGGCGUGCCCGAGGAUCCGUACGCGGUCAACGCGGCGAUGCCCGAACCCGAUGAGUCGACGCUCGUCAACGAAUUUACACAAGAUCAGAGUGCUGUUGCCGAGGGCAGCAGCCCGGCCAACGCGGCCACAACGACCACGACGACCACCCCGUCCUCCAACCACAACUACACCUACAACCACAACCACCACAACAAGAAGACGACGUCGGCCAAGCCAGAACGCCGGCCGCUGCCGGGCUGGCUUGUGUGGCUCUGGGACGCCAACGUAUCGCCCUUUAGUCUGGUGCGCGCGUCGGGCCCGCUGGGCCCGCGUCUGGUGUCUGGCUGGACGUCACGGCGGUUUAGCCAUUUGGAGCAGGACGAGGCGGACGCGCUGCACACGUACACGUACAACCUGUUCCGGCAGCGCGGCAGCGGCGAGUACGCGUUGCCGUACCUGCUGGCGCCCGGCGCGUACGCGCGCAGCCCUGUGAUCAACCGCAUCCAGAACGUGGGCCGGCAGGUGGUGACGCCCGCCCGCCCGGCGACGGCGACGACGCCGGCGACGCCGGAAGUGAAGGAGACGGGCUUCCCGAUUGUCAUGAUGUACGGCGACCACGACUGGAUGGACGUGGCGGGCGGGUACGCGGCCGAAGAAAAGAUCAAGCAGCGGAUCGUGCAGGCGCUGCUGCACGGGACGCCCGACGAGAAGCGACGCGAGAACGGCAGCGCCAAGGUGCUGAUUGUGCGCAACGCGGGCCACCACCUGUACCUGGACAACCCGGACGAGUUCAACCGGUUCAUUGACGACGAGCUGGCGGAGACGCAAAAGUCGGAGAAGCGGCGACGGCAGCAGUUGGAGUAG
Molecule: messenger RNA, 1881 nt
Organism: Sporothrix schenckii 1099-18
Lineage: Eukaryota; Fungi; Ascomycota; Sordariomycetes; Ophiostomatales; Ophiostomataceae
Product: cardiolipin-specific phospholipase
Exons: 2
Coding region: 1-1881 (626 amino acids)
Biological process (GO): cardiolipin acyl-chain remodeling
Cellular component (GO): mitochondrial inner membrane
Molecular function (GO): A2-type glycerophospholipase activity
Source: RefSeq, a predicted model, not a curated record